Messenger RNA from Parnassius apollo (apollo), 372 nucleotides. Lineage: Eukaryota; Metazoa; Arthropoda; Insecta; Lepidoptera; Papilionidae. The record is from the annotation of a GenBank genome assembly.
AUGGAUGAAAAUCCUCAAGAUAUACAGGAAACUCAAGAUAUACAGGAAACUCAAGAUAAUUUAUCAAGGAAACAGUUACUACAUCCAAACAAGUGGAAGCGUAACGCGCAAAAACUUUCUCGAGGAAGCAUAAAAUGCAAGCAAUACAUAUCGUCCGACCUAUCCAUUGCCAAAAUGUAUAGAAUGUACAAAUAUCAAGCUGCACCAGAAUUUGUGAACGUUAAAGCUUCAUAUUUUCGAAGGAUCCUUAAUACUUGUUUUAAUAUAGGAUUUGGAAGUCCUCGUACUGAUGUUUGCUCGACAUGCCUGCAAUAUCAAGAACAAAUUAAACACGAAAAGAACGAAGACAAAAGGAAAGAUACUAAUGAUUAA